GGCAGCACCACUCCGCCCGCUUCAACGGCGCCUGCCGAAACAACUGCAGCCGGCAGCACCACUCCGCCCGCUUCAACGGCCCCUGCCGAAACAACUGCAGCCGGCAGCACCACUCCGCCCGCUUCAACGGCACCUGCCGAAACAACAGAGGCCGUUCCUACUACUCCAGAUGGUCCAUCCACUCCACAGGCAACUACUGAAACACCAGACCCUUGUGCAUCCAGUCCAUGUGGUCAAGGGAGCACCUGUAUGCCCCAUGGAGAACAAAACUUUGUUUGCUUGUGCUUGGCUGGUGAUUCUUAUAAUAACGUCACCAAAAGUUGUGAGACUGCCAAAGUUUUCCCUGGGAACCUGACUGUGCCCAGAAUAAACUACAACCCAGCCAUGGAGAACCCCAGAUCAUCUGCAUUUCGAGAGGCUGCACAAGAAAUUACUAAAUCGCUUGAUGAAGUUUUCAGGGACACUAAAGAUUACUCUGAAUCUACAGUGCUGAAACUCGAGCCCGGUUCCACCACCAGAGUUUGGUCAAGAGAAGACAAACUGCCCGUCAAAGCAACUGUAGAGAUCAUCUUCGUAGCAAAUGCUGACGUCACCACGGAUGGCAUUGUAGACAAGAUCAUCUCAUAUGUCAAAGAGUGUGACAACUGUCUCUUGACAGGAGCAACUUUUAAAAAUGAAAGCCUGUGUGAAAGACAACCCUGUGAUGAGAAGACUACAGAAUGCAAUCCACUGGAUGGAACUUUCAGUUGUACCUGUCAGGAAUCCUACAUUUUAACAAACUUCAGUCAUAGAAUGUGCACUGCUUGUCCGAGUGGCCAAAGAGCUGAAAGCAAAAUGAACAAAUGUGUCAACUGUCCAUUUGGUCGCAGUGGUUUGAACUGCAAUGAAUCAUGGCAGCUAGCGUUGGUCAUCGUCGGCUCCAUCUUUGGUGCACUGCUGCUUAUCUCAACCAGUCUUCUGCCUUUAGUGGCUCACAAAUCCAGAAAGAAGGGCUCCAAGAAGAACGAAAAGACACCAAUUGCAGGGCCUUACGUCAACAACUUUCCCACCAAGACACCAGUUAACAACAACUUUGCCAGCAGCAAGGCAGACUCUGUGAAUGAGGUAGCUAGUGCCCUUGCCAAAGGCUUGGUGCCGAGGAUCCCACGCGCUACAACCAAAAGCAACUGGGACAGUAGAUACAACCUGGAGAUGACUCCGAGCAACAGCUGGCGAGACUUGGUCCCUGGGGGGAGGAACCCGCGGCUGUACUUUGAUGAUCAUGACAUGGACCCAUACACUCAGUCUCGACCACAGAGCACCCUCUUUUCUUGGCCUCGACCCCAGGUCAACACGAAUGCCUCGAGCCAAGGCUGGAUUAACCCUCACUAUGUGGACGAUGAUGAAGGAUGCUACACUUAAUGAGGAACCGCAGAAGUGACAGUGACAUUUACUCAGAUCAAGAGGUUUUAUUGGAGACAGCUCAAAAUGUUUUUAUUCCUGAAUGAUGAUUGCUGAAAAAUAGGGGGGCGGAGCUUGCUCAGGCCUGUGAGAGCUGACUAAUCAGAGCAGGAGGCCUUAAAGAGACAGACACUAAUCUAGUGCUGCAGCCAUGGAUAGUGAAAUAUGAACCUUAUAAUCAGUAUAUGGGACUUUUGAUACCCCAUUAUGGAGUUGUAUAAACCAAGCACUAAUAGAUAUUACUCUAUGUAGUAGUCAUGUCUUUUUAGCACUUUCCUUGACUAAUCUUUGUGAAUGUAUUGGACUUGAAAUACAUUGUAUGUAUUUUCAAACGCUUCUCUUACUGUCAGUCCAUUUAAAUUAACUCCUGUUGUUGAAUGUGACUGCCCAUAAUUUACAAGAACAUGACUUUUUAUGUUAAAUUUUUCAAGUUUUUUGAUGAUUUACUGUUUUAUUCUUAACUGAGUUAUUCCUUCAAUUUAGGUCAUGUUCGUCCAUCCAUAUAUUUAAUGUUGAUUUAUGUUUAUGUUUACUACUAUGUUUGUUGAUGUUCAGUUUAUAGGAGUAUAUUUUGUAUAUCAUAAUCCCUUACAUGCCUUGAUGCCAAUAUGUUAUUUAAAGUAAGCAUGAAACUAGGUUCUCUUCUUGUUUUGUUCCUACUGUUGAAUGUUUGAGCUUUACUGUACAAAAUGAUCUAUGUGCAGAGUUUGACACUCAAAGGCUGUUUUUACAUUUAUCUGCUGAAACUGGAAAGCUUUUCGGCACUCGUUGAAAAUCCCUUUUUAAGGGGCGCGCUAACAAGAAUGAUUUGUGACAUCACAAAUAGCUUGAAGGCCAGUACUUGUCCAACAGUCAAUUUGCAAAUGUGUGAUGUGGAAAUUUGAAACCUCUGGUGCACAUACGCUGAGGAGAGACUUUAAAGUAAAGUAGAAGACAUCUUGUGUCCAGCAGCUAAACUUAUAUUCACAGAUUCUGGAUUUCAAUGUAGGAGAAGAAGUAGAUGUAAGUUUAAUGAUUUGAUAAUAAUAAUUAAUGAUAGUUAGAAAUAUUCUAUGGCAUACUAUAUUAUUUUAGCUUGCCUUUAUCACUGUCAUAUGAUAUUGCAUUGAUUUUAACCAUUCACUGCAACAUAUCUAUAUCAGUAUAUAAUCAUUGUAUUAUUUAUUUAUAUAUUUAUUUUAUCCUUUUAUAAAGAUAAUUUACCUUCUUCUGGUAAGUUUAAUAUGUUACCUUACACCAUCUGUAUAGAGGUGGUUGUAAUGUGCACCAGUCUGCCCAACUGGUGUCUUUUUCAGUUUGACCACUGGAGAGCACCAAAGUUAAUAAUCCCUAUCAGUGGGGUUUGUGUGUCCACAGGAUGAACAAAAGUAAAUAAAACAAAAGGUGAAACAUACUAAAGUCCCAUGUAGGAUGCCCUUCUUGUGGGCAAAACUUGUUGACGUGCUUCUCUUCACUAUAAAUGAAUCAGGACUUUCUGCCCCACCACAAACAGCCAGUGACCUUCAUUUUAUUUUUAUUUUUUUGCUUCCUGCCUCAAAUAUCCUGAGUCCUAAGAACAAAUAUUCUCUUGCAUCAUUGUUGAUCCACAGUGUUAUGACUAA
Messenger RNA from Acanthopagrus latus (yellowfin seabream), 3041 nucleotides. RefSeq names its product mucin 13b, cell surface associated (gene muc13b). The transcript has 11 exons. Lineage: Eukaryota; Metazoa; Chordata; Actinopteri; Spariformes; Sparidae. Gene Ontology annotation, biological process: cell-cell junction assembly. The annotation marks the transcript as partial. The record is from RefSeq and is a predicted model, not a curated record.